CCGUGUCGCGCAUCACAUCUGUGUUGCAUUCACAGCGGGGAGCAGAUAUGGUUCGGUUGCCCGUCACGUUCGUCGUAGUCCUCUUGGCAUAUCUGGAAUUCUCGACAACUCCUGUCAGUGGCAACAUACCUUGCGGCAUCCAUGUGUAUAUAGACUGGAUCAGUCGCCUCGUUUCUGGAGGACGCUGUCUCGACUACAGGCGGAUCACGUAUAACGACAAGUUGGUGAGCUGCAGUUAUAUGUGCAAUCCUGCGAAGUACCUUUCAUGCUACCUCUAUGAGGGUAAAGGAUCAUCUUGUUUGAUAUUCGACCCUCCUUCUUACGGCAUAUGCUUCGGAGGAGAAUGUUAUCAAAAGCCAGACUAUGAGCAAUUCAGCAAGGGAAAGGAGCUGGAAACAACUUCACGUUGCGGGGUAGGCUAUGACUAUUUAUACAACGAGCACGGACUUUUCGGCUGCAAACAUUACUGCGGCAGCGAUAGGAGCCAGGCUAACCGUCCGGACGGAAUAAAGUGCCUGGUGCCACGGGCUGCCCGGAUGGGAGUGUGUAAUGGUUAUGGCUACUGUGUGGAUAAACUAUAGGUGAUGGCUCAAAGCCAGUAAAUAAAAGAUAACCACUUGAUU
Messenger RNA from Ornithodoros turicata, 623 nucleotides. RefSeq lists its product as uncharacterized. The transcript is spliced from 7 exons. The coding region runs from base 48 to 581 and encodes 177 amino acids. NCBI's taxonomy places the organism in Eukaryota, Metazoa, Arthropoda, Arachnida, Ixodida, Argasidae. The record is from RefSeq and is a predicted model, not a curated record.